Messenger RNA from Arabidopsis arenosa, 1700 nucleotides. The record is from the annotation of a GenBank genome assembly. NCBI's taxonomy places the organism in Eukaryota, Viridiplantae, Streptophyta, Magnoliopsida, Brassicales, Brassicaceae.
AAAGUCAUACCAAAAAAUGACUAGAAUCAUUGCUGUUGCUCUGUUUUGCUUCUUCUUAUUCUCUCUUGAAGCCAUGUCCCAACCUUUUCCAAAUCUAACCGAUUGCAACAAAGGACCCGGCUCUUAUCAAUCAAACCGCAACAUCGUCCUCUCAACUCUUCGCAACCGAUCCUCCCUCGGAAGCUAUUAUUCCAAUGCCACGGCCGGUCUUAGCCCAAACACGGUCUACGGCAUGUUCCUAUGCAUAGGAAACAUAAGCAAAACAUCUUGUUCAAACUGUGUCCAUUCCUCAACGUCAGGAAUAGCUAAAUACUGCUAUUCUCAUGACAGCUCUUUCAUGUUCUCUGAUGAGUGUAUGGUUCGGUACUCGGACGUUUCUUUCUUCUCUCUCGUAGAGGAUGCACCUACCUCCUCUAGUUACUCUCAGAAUGAUUCUUUAAGUCAUCCGCAAUUUUUCAAUAAAACACUUCCUGGAAAAAUAGAUAAGCUUGUCCUCAGAGCAUCCUCAUCUUUGUCGUCACCGGUUCCAUAUUUUGUGGAAGAUCAAGAACAUGUGACUCAAUUGGAAGGUUCGUAUGAUUUAAAGGCAAUGGCCCAGUGUAGUCCUGAUCUUGAUCCAAGCAACUGCACCGUGUGCUUGGGACUUGUAGUCGAAAAAUUCUCCGAGUGUUGCAGCCAAUCUCGUUGGGCUCGGAUCCACUUUCCUAAAUGUCUCCUCAGGUACAACAUCUCUGCUUUGCAACCAAACCUAACGAGUCUUGGCGUUACAAAAGGUGAUGAUAUAUCUGGGAGAACGUUUAUCGCAAUCAUGAUAGCCAUGUCCCAAGCUUCUCAAAUGCUUAUUGAUUGCAACCAAUUCGACAACGUCACUGGAACUAGCUCUUAUCUUUCAAAUCGCGACACGGUCCUCUCCACUCUUCGCAACCGUUCCUCCAUCGGAAGCUAUUCCAACGCCACGGCCGGUCUUAGCCCAAACACAAUCUAUGGCAUGUUCCUUUGCAGAGGAGACCUAAACAGAACAUCUUGUUCAAACUGUGUCAAUGCCACAACGUUAGAAAUCUAUAAAUCCUGCUUUUAUCAUAAAUCAGCUUUGGUAUUCUCUAACGAGUGUAUAGUUCGGUACUCGAACAUUUCUUUCUUCACGCUCGUAGAGGAUAUACCUAACACCGCUAGAUUCUCUCCGCGCAGUUCUUUCGAUUCUCCGCAAUUUUUCAACCGAACACUUCUUGAAAAAUUAGACGAACUUAUCCUUAGAGCACCCUUGUCUUUAUCGUUACCAGUUCCAUAUUUUGUGGAGGAUCAAGAACAUGUUACUCAAUUGGAAGGUUCGUAUGAUUUACAUGCAAUGGUCCAGUGUAGUCCUGAUCUUGAUCCAAGAAACUGCACCGUUUGCUUGAGACUUGCGGUCAAAAGACUCUCGGAGUGUUGCAGCCAUGCUAAGUUUGCUCGAAUCUUCUUUACUAAAUGUCUCAUCACGUUUGAAAUCUCCAAUUUGCAACCGAACGUGACGAGUCUUGGCGUCACAAAAGGAAAUGAAAUAUUUGGGAGAACGUUAAUUGCAAUCAUGACAGCUUUGGUGUUACCACUAGUGGUUUUAUGAUCAAAUAUAGUGAUGGUUUAAGGAUUUGUGCGAUGUGUUGUGUUCUCGUAUAUGUAGAUUCAAAAACCUAGGCAAACAAAAAUAUAGACAUUUGUGUAUA